AUGUCUCUCGGGUUUACUAUCUGGUUUGGUAUCAUUGCCAUUUUGUUAAUUAUCUUGAUUUUUGUUGCUUAUGUCCAACGUCAACACGGCUAUUUUGUAAGAGCAAAUAUUCCUGGUCCGCCACCAACGUUCCUACUCGGUAAUUUACCACCUCUCUGGAGAGCAUCAAAUUCAUUUCGCCAGUUGGAGACUUGGACAGGUCUGUAUGGCAAGAUUUAUGGCAUGUUUGAAGGCACUCUUCCGAUUUAUGUUGUAUCUGACGUGGACUUUCUUGAAGAAGUGUUUAUCAAAAAAUUCGAUAAUUUUAGCAGUCACAAACCGGUUUUGGGUGCUCUACCUCGUAAAGACAAACGAGUUCAUUUAUUUGAUGCUUACGGACCAAGAUGGCGGCGUCAACGACGUGUUAUAAAUCCGACAUUCAGUAAAGCGAAGCUCACACAAAUGGUCCCAUUGCUGAAUGGUUGCAUAGAUGAACUCAUGAAAAUUCUCGCACCUUUCGCUGAUGACAAAGCACUGGACAUUGAUAUUCGACCUUUGUAUGCACGAAUGUACAUGGAUGCACUGGCCAUUGUUUGGCUUCGGGAUCAUAUCGGUGAACACGUUUUACGUGCUCGAAAAGACAAAGAAAGUAAUCGCGUUGAUCUUCUUCGUCUUAUGCUUGAUGCAGCCACUGAUGAAGCCAUUCCGGACGAUGAAGAUGAUAAUGGCGAGGGUAUAAUAGAAUCAUCAGAAUUACCAACUGUCACUAAACAGAAGUUGACAUACAACGAAAUCAUAGCCAAUGCCUUUCUAUUUUUUAUCGGUGGAACACAAUCCACAUCGUCCACGCUUUCCUAUUGUACAUUUAUAUUGGCUACUCAUCGUGACAUUCAACAAAAAGUACAAGACGAAAUCGAUGCAAAUACUGAUGACAGCUCCCAACUUCCAACAUAUGAUAUGAUUGAAAAGAUGGAAUAUCUGGAUAUUUUUAUCAAGGAAGUCACUCGUAUAUAUCCUGUUCUACCUUUCGUUUUAAAUCGACUGUGUACUCGAGACACGACAAUUGGAAAACACAGCUUGGAAAAAGGUGAGUUAAUUUUCCAACACUCAGGAGGCAACUGUACAACUUCUUGA
Molecule: messenger RNA, 1113 nt
Organism: Rotaria sp. Silwood2
Lineage: Eukaryota; Metazoa; Rotifera; Eurotatoria; Philodinida; Philodinidae
Source: the annotation of a GenBank genome assembly